AUGAAUAACGCAAACUUCUCAAACUUUAAUCGCGGAUUAAUUAUCAGUGCACAAGGAAUCCGCCUUUCAGAUUUUAUUUCUUAUGAUUUCAAGUCACAACAUGAACACCAAUACACCAAAAAUACCACUUUUCAUGCAAAAUUAGUAAAUUCUACAACUAAGAAAGAAUCAUUUUUGUUAAAAAAUCAUAUUGAACUCUUUAAUGAUGAUUUAGUUUAUAUCAACCAGAGAUUUGAUACUGACGAGACCGUAAAUUUUGCAAAGGUCCUUGUCGAUGAAUCUUCUACAAAUGAUAUUUUUCUAAUAAUACAAUGCUCAAGAGUCGAAUUAACUAUUGAAAAAGAAAGAAUCAAUCCGUCUGAUGAAUUGACUGAAAAAGUGAAAGAAGCACUGAAUCAUUAUGACCCUUAUCAUGAAUUAAUGAAAGUUUUUAAUAUUUAUGGGUGUUUUUUACCAAAAAAGAUAAUUCUCGGGCAUAAAAUAUACCGAAUGGCUUAUCUAACUGUGAAUAAAAAUUUAACUGAAAAUCUUUAUGAAAAUAAUGAAACAGAAUGGACGUCUCUUAAUGAUUUUUCAGAAAGUAAAUUUGGGGAUAUCUUGAGUGAAUGGGAAAAGCGCAUGGAGUCUUAUAACUUAGAUUUAUCUUACCUCGUUUCAAUUAAUGGCGGAUUAAUUAUGAAAAAUCAACUCAAAGAAUGGAUUAAAUUUUGUUUAGAUAGUGACCUUGGCACAUUGCAAGUCAUUAUUGAAUCUAUUCUUGGAAUUAACAACAAAGUUGAAAAUAUGCUUGGAUUUAAUAAUCAAAUUGAGUCUACUCAUAUCAGUAAUAUUAAGGAAAAAGUUCUUAUGACAGGGAUAAUACAAAUUAAAGAUCCUCCCUAUUCAUAUAGUUUAGACUUUCCUAUUUGUUUAAAAUCUAAUAAUUAUAAAGUUUUUGGAAAAUUUAUUACGCAAGAUGAAGAACCAAUUGAUGAGCUCACAUAUAAGGACCCAAAAAUUGCCUGGAUAUUAAUAGGAAUACCUGCUGAAUUAUAUAAUAAUGUCGUCUUAAAAGUACCAGAAGGUUUGCCACAUGAUUCUGUUAUUGUAUUUUCGUUUAAAUAUCCACCUUCAAAUUAUGAACCAAAUCUCAUAGCCAAAGUACAAGGUUAUCAAUAUAACAAAAUGUUAGUCAACAUACGUUGUCUUAAUUAUGAAUCUUCCGACAGUAAAGAGAAUAAGGACACAAUAUCUUUUAACAAUGAAGUGAAUGAAAGUAAUACAAGUUCUAAAUCACUUAACGAUGAUGUUAAUGAAAAUAAUGAAGAUUCUAAAUCUUUUAACAAUGCAGAAAUGAAUAAAAAGAUUUCUUAUCAAGAGCAUUCCAUCCAAUGGUUCAUCCUUCAUAAUUCUGAUGAAACUGCUUCGUUCGAAGCAAUAUUUUAUUUAAAUAAAAUAGGUCAAACAUCUCACUUGAGAACUAAACCAA
Racocetra fulgida is the source of this 1468-nucleotide messenger RNA. Lineage: Eukaryota; Fungi; Glomeromycota; Glomeromycetes; Diversisporales; Gigasporaceae. The record is from the annotation of a GenBank genome assembly.